Molecule: messenger RNA, 1782 nt
Organism: Salvelinus sp. IW2-2015
Lineage: Eukaryota; Metazoa; Chordata; Actinopteri; Salmoniformes; Salmonidae
Product: protein CC2D2B-like
Biological process (GO): protein localization to ciliary transition zone; non-motile cilium assembly
Cellular component (GO): ciliary transition zone
Source: RefSeq, a predicted model, not a curated record
UACUGUUUCAUUUUAAAGAGGUACUAUGUUCUAAAACCUCUUUGCCUUCAACUAAAAACACUUAAUUGUAAUUUGAUUUAGACUUUUGCUGUGGAAGACAUUGAUCGACAAGAUAUGGAAUACAAUUACUUUAAUCAGCAUCCAUUAUUUUGAUGUGCUAAUGUUUAAUGUCAUGACUACUGUGAUUGAUAACCAACCGUACAACUGCAUCAGAACACACAUCCAUGGAAAUGUACUAUUUGCCCUCUUCACAUUUAGUAUGGUGACCAGAAGCCCCUUUGGCUGUUUUCCACAGACGAGGAUGAGAACUUGCUGAACUUGACCUAUGAGUAUGAGAAGCAGUGUAAGGUGGCAGCAGGCCGGGUGAAGAAGCGAGUCAUAACCACAGUGAUAAAUAGUGAGGGGAGGCUUGUCCUGGCACACCGGUUCUUCAAGCCACUUCCUCCUCCACAGGAAGUUGUACUGGACACCCCCGACAAUAGCAUGUCUGUUCUAGAGAGGGUGGCAGCCUUCGUGUCCCUGAUUCCCACCUUGUCCUUCCCAUCUGACGUUGGUGACAGUGGGGAGAUGUGGCUCACCUCAGAGCAAUGCUUGGAGCUGGCUAUGGGAAACGAUGUCAGUUUGGCAGUUCUGCUGUGCAACUUCUUUCAUGACCUGACGGUAAAUGGGUGGCUUCUCCUGGGAACAUCGGUCAUAGAGGGAGAGACCGCCUAUGUCCUUACUCAGGAGAACACUUGGUUUGUGUUGUGGAACCCCAGAGAUGGGAAGCACUACCAGUCAUACGACUCCUUCUGUCCUCUAAAGACUGUCGACUGUCUGGUCAAUGGUGAAAAUGUGUGGUUCCAUCUCCAGCCAACAAGAAAGAUGCCCAUCACUUUCGACGUAUCAAAUAACGCCACAUGGAAACCCUUAUUCCCCAAAGGAUUCAACUCAGACUCCUCAAUGCCAACAGAAAUUAAAUACCGUCCCACUCAAAUAGAUCUGGUCUAUCACCUUCAAAGAAGGAUGGAGAUGAAACUGAAAAGUUGUGUGAUGGACUGGAGAAACCCCCACCCUACACGCUGGAGCCCCCGCUGUGCAGCCAUGCUCUCUGAGGUCAUGCAGAAGCUUGAGAGGAACCCAGCCUCUGACACAAUAGCGCUAGAGAUAGACAGGCUGCUGGACACCAUGAAGGAUUACAAGGUGACUGGCUUCCCCAUUCAUAUGGCCUACCAAGACAUGAGCACAGUGAUCGAGGCGGUCUACAACACCAGAAUCCACAGCACUGAGAUCCCUGGGACAGAGUUUGCUCUCUCCACCUACAUCCACCCAUACCCCAACCACAUCCUGUCGGUGUGGAUAUUCCUGGCAACGCUGGUCAAACACCAGCAUGGCGUGUUCUAUGUUCCUUCAGUACACCAGCACUGAGACACCCUGGAAGGGACUACCUGGAACCCUUUUUAUGUUUGAGGUUUUUUUGCAUGCCCGUAUGAACAAAAUCUCGGCCUUUCGGGGUCAGCUUUUCCUAGUCGUUUUUCUACUGUGGGAAAGGAAUGCAGAGUGAUUCAGACCAAUUGAUUGAAUCCACAAACUUGUACAUAGUAAAUUAAUGGAAAUACUCUACAAUAAAAAUUGUCCAUAAAUAUGCCAGCAACAAGAACCUAUAUUUGUUAAACCCUUGAUUAGCACAUAUCCGGUAUGUUUUCAAGUUCACAAAAAUGUUUUAGGCAAUAUUUGUUGAUGUAUGCAUAAAGCCUUAUAGGCCAAUUGAUAGACAUACUACUGGCAUUAGGAGUAUGCCAA